Messenger RNA from Nerophis ophidion (straightnose pipefish), 2353 nucleotides. It is a transcript of the gene mrpl37, whose product is annotated as mitochondrial ribosomal protein L37. The record is from RefSeq and is a predicted model, not a curated record. The transcript is spliced from 9 exons. Gene Ontology annotation, molecular function: structural constituent of ribosome. The coding region runs from base 72 to 1388 and encodes 438 amino acids. Gene Ontology annotation, biological process: translation. NCBI's taxonomy places the organism in Eukaryota, Metazoa, Chordata, Actinopteri, Syngnathiformes, Syngnathidae. Gene Ontology annotation, cellular component: ribosome; mitochondrion.
UCUAAUUCUGUGCGCAUGCGCGUAGCGUCUUUUGAAACGUGUAGUGACGGUCCGGUUGUCCUACAAGCGCAAUGGCGAGCAUAAUUACCGAAAUGUUGACAGAAACCGCAACGGCUCUUCGCCUUGUGAAGUCUGUCCGCCAGCGACGGCUGAGCUGGCUGUCUGCGUGUGGAGGAAGGGGCCGAUACUUGUCUGUGAGUCACAGGAGUGUGGCGAGAAGAACGGCUUCAAGUCGAUGGGAGCCCAAAGAGACAGUGCACAUCCCCGGACUGGAGAAGGUCACCUAUGGAGAGAAGAUGCAUUAUGUCCCGGGGCUCGCUAAACCCAUUUACCCGGAGUGGAAAAGGGACUUCACCGAUCCCCGGCGGUACAAGUCUCCCCCAGACCAGGAGAUGCCUUUGCACAAGGAGAAGCCAUGUUAUGUCUUCCACAAGAGGACCAGCCUGCUGGAAGGUGUUCGUCAGGCUCUUUGGUUAACAAAAACCAAGGCAAUCUCUGGUUUACCACAGGAGCUUCUCUCCCUGGCAGAAAGUCCGGCUAAUCAGCUACCCGAUCAGGACAGUCGUGUUCAGAACGCCAUCAAACAUGCCCGAUUCUGGGACACAACCCAAGAACGACCAGAUAAAUUCAAAUACAGCAAGACACUCCUCUUCAACCUGCUCCAUCUUUGUUCCAAUCUCCAGUGCACUCAUCCGCUGACCAGAAGGAGAAUGAUUGCCGAGACGUGCUCAUUAGCAUCAUCGUGGACAAGAGGCGACGACCUGUUCCAGAUUCGGGGUCAAAAUAGUUUAGUGUAUAACAGCAUGGAUCCUCUCCCAAGAGUUUGUGGAACGGAGGAAGUGUCCGCCACAGCAGAUCAUACCCUUGAAACCUUCUAUCCUGUGUCGCCUACGGUGGACCUGCAGAAAGUGCAUGUGUACAAGGAAGACGUGAACUGCACAGGUUUCGGAGAUCAAUAUUUUUUCCCUCACGCCCACACACUUUACUUUUUGGAAGACGAGGAUGUUCGCUGUAAGCUUCGCCCUGAGCAGUUCAGAGCCAAGAUGAUCAUGUUCCUGUUCGGAUCUGCUCUGGCACGUGCACACAAACUGUUUGGGGCCAAGACCAGGAGUGUGUUGGAUCAUCCUAUUACAGUACAGGCAGUGGGGACCAAUGGCAGACUCUUCCAGUUCAUGGUCUUCCAGCUCAACACUACAGAUCUGAGAGAAGACGACGGCAUCAAGAACCAGGUUUGGCUAGAUGAAGAUGCAGAGCUCUACGAAUUUGCAAAAGUCCGACCUCUCAUCAAAAAGAAAGAAGUGAAGGUUCCAGCCGGUCUUGCAGGAUAUAAGGCAGAUACCUUCUCCAAGUUCCUUGCCCUGUACCUUCACAGCUCCAUGUCGCCCUAGGACCCCAGAUGGCGCUGCUGUAGUGGCUGCUGUAGGCAGGAGCUCUGUGCUCUUGUAUCAUCCUUUUGUGUUUCCCUCUUGUUUUCAUGUGUUAUUAUAUUUUUUUGCAUUUUGGUCCGGGACCCUUUGGGACUGUGUGACAAGGGGCGGCACUUUCGUGACCUCUGUGCUUUUUUUGUGGACUUCUGGAUCUGCCUCCCGGGAGCCUUUUGGCCAUGGAGACCAGCUGCAGGGUAUCUGCUACACCAGAGUCUGUUUGGAUGUACUGGAGGAGAUGCGGAUGAGGGGACAGGACUGCGGAGCUAGCACUGAGCGCUGGGACGAAGAAGCUCCGCGGUGUCUUGACUGGGUGAGCAGGUGUCAGACACCUCAGUCACCUUGGACGUGUCCUCGCUCAUCCAUGCGGACUGGACACUGGCCGAGAGUGGAGUCAGCUGUCUUGGUUGCUUUGUUGGGUCUGCUCCUGUCUCUGACCAUGCUCCCUCCUCCCCAGCAGACGAUGGCGUGGAACACCGCAGAGGCCACCACAGUGGAUAUGUUUAUUUUACUUUUUAUUCAUAGCUGUAUGUAGAAGUGUCUGCUUGUAUCUGCUGCUUUAAUGUCUUUAAUGUCCUCUGUGUUCUUUGAUGUUUGAUGUUUCCCUCUUACACACAUGGAAGAGGGAUGUGUACUAUGGCUAUGAGUUGUUCUUUUCCCUUGGCCUCAGUCUGCACCCCCAUUCCAGGGCCUAGGCUAAGACCGAUUUUUUAUUUUAAUUUUCUAUUUUUUUUCUCCUCCCCCCCCGCCCCCCUGUUUACCUGUAUCUCACCUUUUUUGUAAGGGGCGCUGGAAGCCGGCAGACCCGUCAGCGAUCCUGUUCUGUCUCCCUGUAAUGUUUGUCUGAUCUUGAAUGGGAUUGUGCUGAAAAAUGUAAUUUUCCUGAAGGAACUCUCCUGACGGAAUAAAUAAAGUACUAUCUAAUCUAA